Phragmites australis (common reed) is the source of this 2055-nucleotide messenger RNA. Its product is annotated as protein DETOXIFICATION 35-like. Gene Ontology annotation, molecular function: xenobiotic transmembrane transporter activity; antiporter activity. Gene Ontology annotation, biological process: xenobiotic detoxification by transmembrane export across the plasma membrane. Gene Ontology annotation, cellular component: membrane. NCBI's taxonomy places the organism in Eukaryota, Viridiplantae, Streptophyta, Magnoliopsida, Poales, Poaceae. The transcript has 6 exons. The coding region runs from base 252 to 1748 and encodes 498 amino acids. The record is from RefSeq and is a predicted model, not a curated record.
CUCCCCCUCUCCCUCCACGCAGCUGCAGCUGCAGCUAGAGUGAGCUAGACCAGAUCACGAGCGGAGGCAAGAAGAUAGGAGAGCCCAGGUGGGUAGUUGCUACCUAACCUGCCAAGCAACAGGCCCGGCGCGCCAACCGCAGCUCUGCCUCUGGCUUCCGCGCAAGCAAUAAAAACGCAGCGAGGGAAGGCCGACACGCCUGCAGCACCACCACGCACGCGACCUGCUGCACCCUAAAUACGCCCAGGAGGAUGGGCGAGGUCCACGACACGGAGGCGGCGACCCCGCUCCUCCCCGCCGCCCACCAUGACGACGACGAGCCGGCGGUGCGCACGGCGCGUGACGCGGCGCGGAUGCUCUGGGAGGAGUCCAAGCGCCUCUGGGGCAUCGGCACGCCCAUCGCCGUCGGCACGCUCAGCAUGUACGCCGUCAGCUCCAUCACCCAGAUGUUCAUCGGCCACCUCGGCAACCUGCCCCUCGCCGCCGCCUCCAUCGGCCUCUCCGUCUUCGCCACCUUCGCCCUCGGCUUCCUCCUCGGCAUGGGCAGCGCGCUCGAGACGCUCUGCGGCCAGGCCUUCGGCGCCGGCCAGGUCGCCAUGCUCGGCGUCUACCUGCAGCGCUCCUGGAUCAUCCUCAUCGCCUCCACGCUGCUCAUGACGCCCUUCUUCGUAUUUGCCGAGCCCCUUCUCCUGCUCGUCGGCCAGGACCCCGACGUCGCGCGCGAGGCCGGCAGGUUCGCCCUCUACAUCCUCCCCUCCGUCUUCGCCAUGGCCAUCAACUUCCCCACCGCCAAGUUCCUCCAGGCGCAGAGCAAGGUCACCGUGCUCGCGUGGAUCGGUGUCGCGGGCCUCCUCUCCUGCGUCGUCCUCAACUACCUCCUCGUCGUCGUCCUAGGCUGGGGCCUCGCUGCAGCCGCAGCCGCCUACGACAUCUCGCACUGGGUCAUCGCGCUGGGCCAGGCAGCCUACAUCAUCGGCUGGUGCAAGGACGGAUGGAGGGGAUGGUCCAUGGCCGCCUUCCAACACAUCUGGGCCUUCGUCAAGCUCUCGCUCGAGUCGGCUGUCAUGCUCUGCCUCGAGAUAUGGUAUAUGGGCAUGAUCACCGUCGUCACCGGCGACCUCCAAGACGCGCAGAUUGCCGUCGAUUCGCUUGGCAUCUGCAUGAACAUAAACGGAUGGGAGGGUAUGAUCUUCAUCGGCCUCAAUGCUGCUAUCAGUGUCCGGGUCUCCAAUGAGCUUGGUUCUGGGCGUCCAAGGGCAGCAAUGUACGCUGUCAUAGUCGUCGUCGGCGAGGCGUUGUUGAUUGGGAUUCUGUGCAUGGUCUUGAUACUGAUCUUCAGAGAUCACUUAUCCAUCAUAUUCACUAGUGAUGUCAACCUGCAGCAUGCCGUCUCCAAGAUUGCAGGCCUGCUUGGUUUAACCAUGGUGCUCAAUAGCGUGCAGCCUGUGCUUUCAGGGGUUGCUAUUGGAGGUGGAUGGCAAGGCUUUGUUGCUUACAUCAACCUAGGCUGCUACUACGUUUUUGGAUUGCCCUUAGGCUACCUUCUUGGCUACCAGUUCAACUUUGGAGUUGGGGGGAUUUGGUCUGGCAUGCUUUGUGGUAUUGCGCUUCAGACGCUGAUUUUGCUAGUUGUGGUCUGGAGAACAGAUUGGAAAACAGAGGCUGCACAAGCUUCAAGUCGUGUGCAAAAGUGGGGCGGCGCUGGCGCUGUGGCUGAUGAAAUCAAGCCUCUCCUGGAAGAGAACUAGCAUAGAGUUGAUGAAAAAAAAAUCCCCUGUUGCCCCAUGACACUCUGCCCACCUUAGUACAGAGAUGUUCUUUGAGGCUUAUUUGAAUAAGCAUGAGCAUUGAGUAACUCUUGUAAUUGAAAUUGUUUAGAUGUAGUUAUGAUUUCUUAGUUCACCUUAUAUGGACAUGAAUAGCCUAUGCACUGUUAAGAAAAUAAGAGAGAAUGGCAAGAAAAAGAGAGAGACGCAUCAAGUUGAUUUUAUUUUCCCGGUAAUUUCGAUUCACCAAUGAUUUUGGAAUGGACUGAUAUUUCUUCCCUUUUUUCUC